This is a messenger RNA of Myxocyprinus asiaticus (Chinese sucker), 5742 nucleotides long. Its product is annotated as forkhead box protein O6-like. Gene Ontology annotation, molecular function: DNA-binding transcription factor activity, RNA polymerase II-specific; RNA polymerase II cis-regulatory region sequence-specific DNA binding. The transcript is spliced from 2 exons. Gene Ontology annotation, biological process: regulation of transcription by RNA polymerase II. The record is from RefSeq and is a predicted model, not a curated record. The coding region runs from base 230 to 2392 and encodes 720 amino acids. Lineage: Eukaryota; Metazoa; Chordata; Actinopteri; Cypriniformes; Catostomidae. Gene Ontology annotation, cellular component: nucleus.
AAAGACUGUUGCACAUCGUGAUGCAUUGGAUGCAUUUGCGCGUUUAGUAUAGUCAAGAAUGAGCAGUCUAUUCACGGCUUUCGGUGCUUUUGCUGUUAUUCACGCAUUGCUGUUGUGGUAAAAGACGACAGACGGGGACCACAGUCUCAUCCACUCAUCCUUUUUGGAUUUAAGGGCGCAUUUGGUUUUUUAUUUUCUCUUUUGACCUUGCCUGGCGCGCAAAAGCAGCAUGCUAAUGAUGGAGAGCGGCGGCAUAGACGCGCAUCAGGUUGAUCUCGACGCGGACUAUGAGCCGCACUGCCGGCCGAGGUCGUGCACCUGGCCGCUGCCCUGUCCGGAGGAGGAGAACCGAGCGCUGCCCGUGGCGUCCGUGAAAGUGGAGCCGCGUAACGUGCCGGCGUGCCGGAGCGGAGGGGCGCCGACGGAGUUCAAGCAUCCAGCCGGCGCCCCCGCCCCUAUCGCGGCCGCCCCGAUGUGCAUGUCCGGCGCCGCGCUGGAUGUGGCCGGGCAGCUGCGCAAAUCCAAGUCGUCGCGACGGAACGCGUGGGGCAACCAGUCGUACGCGGAUCUGAUCACGCGUGCCAUUGAGAGCACCCCCGAAAAAAGGCUCACCUUGUCCCAAAUCUAUGACUGGAUGGUGCGAUUUGUGCCCUAUUUCAAGGAUAAAGGAGACAGCAAUAGCUCCGCCGGAUGGAAGAACUCUAUCAGACACAACCUCUCCCUUCACACCCGCUUCAUCCGUGUGCAGAAUGAGGGAACAGGAAAAAGUUCCUGGUGGAUGCUUAACCCAGAGGGUGGAAAGAUGGGCAAAGGUCCCCGCCGACGAGCUGUAUCUAUGGAUAAUGGAACCAAGUACACGAAGAGCCGAGGCCGGGUCAGCCGGAAGAGAGCUGGAGUGGUGGGAAUGGCCCGAGAGCUUGGAGCACCUGGAAUACAGGGAUCACCAGAACAUGGAAGCCCAGCUGGAAAGGGAGCAAUGGGAGUGGGGAGCGAAGAGUUUGAUGCCUGGACAGACCUGCACUCCAGAACCAGUUCCUCUGCAUCAACGCUCAGUGGAUGUCUGUCACCCAUUCUGGCUGAAACAGAACCUGAUGAACCAGAAGAAGGAGGGUUAUCCUGCUCAGCCUCUCCUCGACUCUACCCUAGCCCUACCAGCACUAGAUCUCCAGCUGUGGGAACAGGGGGACACUGUCCAUCUGUCGAGCUCCCACACCUUGCUGAUCUAACAGGAGCCAUCAGCUUGGAAGAGGGCUACUCCCAGCCCCUGCCACUGAAGCGCAGUGGCUACCACUAUGGACCUGGACCCAAAGCAGAGUCCUCCUACUGUGGAACAGUCUAUGGCCAGCCAUCCAUGGGCAUGCUUAGGCAUCAUACACCUAUGCAGACCAUCCAGGAAAACAAACCUUCCACCUUCCAGCGUGCCAUCAGGGCAUACACAGAGAACAAUGCCCUUGAAAGUCUGCUAGCUGGGGGGCCACAAUACUGUGGUAAGGACAUGGCUGUAGGGCAAGGAGGAGCAUCCCAUUCACUUAUGUCACAAUCUAACAAUGCUGUGCAUGCUCACGGCCAGAAUCACAGCCAGAGUCACAAUCAUAACCACGAGCAAGACCACAAUCACAAUCCCAGUCAAAGCCUUUCUAAUGGCCAUGGAAUGAAUCAUGAGCAAAACCCAAGCCAUCAUCACAAUUCCAGUCAAGCUCAUAAUAAGCAUCAUCCAGGUCUUGACUACAGUCAUGGCCACAAACACCACCGUAGCCAUGACUACGUUCAAUCUCAUGACCACAAACUUAAUGCGAGUCCCAGUCCCAACCACAUGCACAAUCACAAUCACUUGCAUCAAAACAACUCCAGACAACCUGACCUUUCUCCCAGGGUCAACAGUGACAUUUUGCAUCCCUACAACCACAAAUCAACCAACAUAUAUGGCCCACGUGCUCACCUCCCUUCCACUGCGCUGCCUCCUAACCCUGCCAGUGUCUUGGAUGUGCCCCAGGACCCCUGUUGCCUGGCUUCAGCACCGCAACCUCGCCAUCAGUCCUACCCAGGUGCCCCCCUCCACCAGGGUAUGACAGAACCUUGGCAUGGGUACUACCACCACCCAUCACAGAAUCCUAAUUACCAUGGCAACCAUCAAGCUAACCAUCACCAGGAGCCUCACAACCGUUUGCAGUCUGAACUGGAAAUGGAUGUACACCAGAGCAGUCUGGAUUGUGAUGUUGAAUCCAUUCUCCUGAACGACUUCAUGGACUCAGCAGAGGGAAUAGACUUUAACUUUGACAGGUCACUGUCACAGGGUGUUGGCAUGGGGAUGGGUUUGGGGAUGGGAAUGGGAAUGGGGGCAUUUGUGGGUCCUCAACAAUCACACAACAGCCAGAGCUGGGUUCCUGGAUGAACUCUGUUGAGAUUAAGGACCUACAUAUAGGCAAUCCAUCAACCCGUACAGCCUUCUGAAGGGCAGCAGGUCAAUUCGGGGACUCAAAUAAACAGUUUGACCAAGAUUCCCUUUUGCUGAUGUCAGAUUCUUGACUCAUAGUUAUACCCUGCCCCCCUAAAAUCCUCCCCCUCCUUCCUCUCACUGUAUUUUCCCUGCUGUGGAAUAAUGUCAUAGAGCCUUAACAGUCCUUUCUGUGGUUCAUGUCCUUCAGUUUGUGCUCUAUUCAUCACCUCCAUCUCUUAAAUGGGCAAAAGCUCCAAAGCACUUUACAUCUGUCGCCAUCCAUUCUGAUGCUGUAACGAUCACCCUGCGACCUGGAAGAAAAUCACAUUGUCCACUGGCCUGGGUUUAAUGUAUGCAAACGACUUUGUUAUCCUUCCUGAAAAAAUAAAUAAAAAAGCGUUGGUGUCGUUUUGCUAAACACGAGUACAGGAUUGAACAGUUGCUAUUGCUGUCUGAGUGUCUGUGCCGUCAUUUGUGUAUUUGUCAUUGUGUGCAGGUUGUGUGAGUGUGGAACUGCUUUUCUUUGGUAAAUGUACAUACCUCCUCCCAAGGAAGUCUAUUGGAUGUCCCUUUAUUGUGGGCCAGGACAGUCAUCCAUCAGAUACACUCUAUUGAUAUUCAACAUAUCCUUUUUAAUCUCCGAAGUAAUGCACCAGCUAUGCAUCACUGUUGCAAAUAGAAUGUGAUGCUCGGAGUGAACGGGGCUGUUUUUCCCCCGGACACACAGCAACUUAAUGUGUUUUGGCGAAAGUGAUGAUUAAAGUCACUCUGCAGUAAGUGAGUGUGGGGGAGUAUGUGUGUGUGUGUGUGUGUCGGGGGGGGGGCACUUGAAGAAAGUAGGGAGGCCAGAGAUAGUGGAGGAAUAGGAGAAAUGCAAAUAUUCUCUCUAUGCCCCCUUUCUCUCCAUUCCAUGAAUUUAUAAAGCUUCCGCUAUAAUGAAAUAAUGAAUGAUCCAACACUACUGCACAUCCUGUGCAGGGCUCUUUCCUGGUUCACCUCAGCUUAGCUACUCUGUGGCCACCUUCCUCCUUCAGCAGCCAAUGCACUGGCUUCAUUAGCACCCUCCAUUAUCAUCCUGCCUAUGCAGGGUUACUUUAGGUAAUCAAUGCUGAUUGAUCACAUUUGAAGCAUUGUCAGUCCUCAUUAACUGUGCGUUCAUUUAAGACAGAGCUGGAAUUUGGAAAUGUAUCUUAACUUUGCAUCAGCUUGACAAAGUAAUUAUUGGAUAGUAGUGCUACCUCAAGGUUGUAGGAAAAGCAUCUCAUAUCUGGCUCCAUGUCACAACAACUUUACAGAAUGACUAUACUCCACCAUCUUCCAGAACUUUUGUGUCCUACACCAUUGAACUGUGUGCUGAUUAUUUCAGUCAGCAAGCAAAAAAAAUGGUGCUAUCUUCUCUUUGCAGGCUUUGCAGGUCCUAUCAUAUUGCCCUUAUCCAGUGAUUACACAGACUCGAGUAAUUAAGUGCGAGUGUGUAUUUUCUCAUUCUGAAUGUAACAUAACACCAAGAUUUCUGAGGGAAAGACUACUCUAAUUAUGAGGUGAUUUGGUGAGGUUUGAGGAAAUAUAUGGGCCACAUUUAGGCAUCUAAUUCCCAAUUGUCUUAUCCUAUUAUGGCCACUAGACAUAGAGGGAGAGGACAAAAUAAUGGAAACAUUCACUUUGAAAGAAUUAAAUCACUGUUACAAAUGAAGGAUAAAACCAAAUCUUUUAGGCUGAUUCUUAAUUACAAAACAUAUUAGAUGUCAAAGAGGUCUGACUGCUAGCACGGAAGGAACAUGAGGCAACUAAUAGAUUUUCAGUGACGGCGAAGAGUCAGUGCCUAAAUUGCUCAAACAUCCGUUUGGUCAAGGGGGACAGGCUCAAAAAUAAUUACUAUUUGCCAAACAUGGAAAAUCUGCAUUGGCAAAGAGAAAGUCAAUGCUCUCAGACAAUCAGAAAUGUACAAAGUACAGCCUUAAAAAUUACCACAUGAAUCAGCAUCUCUCUGCUUAAGCAUCAACAAAUGCCAUUUUAUGAAAUCAGAUAGGUAACAUUACUGUUUCCCCACAAUAUUCCAUGAUUCCAGGAGUAUAGUACCUCCAUGCACACUACUAAACGAAUUCAAUACUGAUUUCUUGACUACCAGGUUAAAGUUGUAAUCCAUGGCCAGUCAUCAAAUCUGACCACUGUCAAACCUUAAUGUAAAGCUCUGGAGUGCAGAGAGUAGAUUCCACUGUCUUUAUUAAAUAUGUGAAGGCUUUCAACACUCCAAGAAGAAAUAAAAUGUUGUGAAGGUAACAACUACUUAUUAGGUCCUUGAUAUUCCUAUAUGUUUUGGUAUCUCAGUUAUUUUGUCUCCUCUUUGUAUCUUUAUUUGCUUUGGUCGACCAUUAUUAAUGUGAUGUAAAGUGCAUCUUUCCCCCUUUUUGAUGCUGUCAGGUGCUUGCUCAGAGGCUGAAAAACUGCCCACAGAUAUACGACUUGGAUGCAAUCUUUAUGUUCUGCUUAAAAUUUGAUGAGAAAAAACAUGGAGAAAGAAAUGGGUAGGGUGGUUACAAAAGAGAAAAACAUCUGACAGAGAAUGAGUUGAAAAGGACAGCACUAGGUUGAGUGAAAAAUAAAUUGUGUAUGUGUGUUUGUGUGCAUGAGAGAGUCAGUCAGAGUAGCUUCCUUCAGCAGAGCUGUUUGAAUCAGGCCAAAUGUCAAGUGGCUCUUCACAGCGUUUAUCACACGGCCUGAUCAGAUAGCCAUCCCUCUUUUGCACUCUCUCUCUCUCUCUCUCUCUCUCUCUCUUUCCUGCCAAGGACAAUGAGUCCUGUCUUCAUCCCAUUCUCUUUCAUUCCCAUCUUUAUGUUCUUUUCAUGGUGGCCAGGAAUCUGUUGUUAUCCAGCUGUGAUUUUGAUUGCUGGCCCACGCUUGCCUCUGUACUCAGUUUCAUGUGUGUGUGUGUGUGUGUGUGUGUGUGUGUGUGUGUGUGUGUGUGAGUAUGUGUGGGUCUAGCAAAGUGACGUACCUGAAAUGAGUAUGAAAAUUAACUGAAAAUGUGCCCUGGUAUUUACUAUGCCUGGCUAUCAAUAAUAUAAUAUACACAGUUUAUAUUUAUUGGGUAUAAAGAUGGGUUUGUGGGUGACAGUAUUGAGCUCCUGUAUCCCAUCCAUUUAUAUGACAAGAUCAUGAUUCUAUUACAGUUCAUUUCUGUUUCAUGCUGUACAAAUAUAUGGAUUGAGAAAAUUGUAUAAUAUUUUUUGACAAGCAAAUAUCAGUUUUAUUUCUUCUUUUUUUAAUGAUGUAUCUGCUCAUCUUGUGGCUUGUAAAAUAAAACA